Adineta steineri is the source of this 419-nucleotide messenger RNA. The record is from the annotation of a GenBank genome assembly. NCBI's taxonomy places the organism in Eukaryota, Metazoa, Rotifera, Eurotatoria, Adinetida, Adinetidae.
ACUACUGAUUUGCUAUUAUAUUAUUACUUUUUCUCUUUUCCAAAAAAGGUGAACUUAUGAGUGUUCGACCUGAAUUCAUCAUUUGGAUACCAAAUCUUCUUUUACUUAAUGAACGUGUAGUUUACUUGGGUCAAUACAAACAUGGCUUAAUGACUCAAACAAUGAUUGGUGCAACAAAUGUUGGUUCCAUCGAUGUUUAUUUUGAUAAAACAUUAAAAACAAAUCAGAAACUAGAUGAUUAUACAUUUCGAAUAUGGAAAGAGAAGUUUCAAUCAACACAAGAAACUAGUUUUGAUAAAGGAGAAGCAUUUGGAGAGUUCAAACUAGGUUCUUGUAUUGUACUUGUAUUCGAAGCACCAUCCACAUAUCAUUUUGCUCAUCAAGCUGGUGAUAAGAUUCGUGUUGGAGAAAAAUUGUAA